Messenger RNA from Mycena indigotica, 3759 nucleotides. RefSeq lists its product as uncharacterized. The transcript is spliced from 8 exons. The record is from RefSeq and is a predicted model, not a curated record. The coding region runs from base 1 to 3759 and encodes 1252 amino acids. Gene Ontology annotation, molecular function: carbon-sulfur lyase activity; protein binding. NCBI's taxonomy places the organism in Eukaryota, Fungi, Basidiomycota, Agaricomycetes, Agaricales, Mycenaceae.
AUGUUCGAUUUGAACGAUGCUCAAAGCGACUUUGACCCCUUCUCUGACUUUCCCGCGACUCCAGGCCUCCUUGCGAUGUCGUCUUCCCCUACGCCGAUGGAGGAAGUGAUGACCACUGAGGAGUCGGCUUCCAUCCUAUUGUCUUCAACAGACAAAUUCGCGAGCCUGAGCUCACCAUGGAAGGGCAAAGGCGUUUCACGGCCGAUGGACAUUCCUUCUGCGCUGCAAACGGAUCUCCAUGAUGUAUUUGAUGUUGCGGAGGCCUCAACAAGCCAUAGCGACCGGGAAUAUUUCCCAUUAGCCUCCCCCUCAUCGUUUUCAACCUCACAUUCACCCGAUGAUCCUAUACUAGGGUCGAGCUGGAGGGCUCAGGACGCCAUUCCUUCAGGUUCAUUGCCCAAUCCUAGGGAUGUCUUUGACAUGGGCCAACCAGCCGCUACCCAUAUCUUCUCUUCCUUUUCGUCACAUUUCUCCUCCCCUGGUCUCGAAGAAUUCCACGAGCAGAGCUCUACCUCGAUGGAACUUGACGAUGACCCAACACAACCGUCGGGAAGCAAAGGGAAAGGCAAGGAGAAAGAGCUUCCACCCACUCUUCCUCCUUUGAACUUUACCUCGACGCAACUCAGUUAUGAGCAGCCAGAGUCUUCUGGCGAUACGGGGUCGCUCCCUGUUGAUAGUUCUACUUCACUCUUACCCAUUGACCCCAUUCCAGUUCCUCCGGCUCCCAUUGCCAACACCCCGACCACAGUUGCUCGUCCAUUAUUCCGACGUCGGUCUCUCCCUAGCCUCGCUGCCGGCAACUCAACGGUCAAGUCCACCAAGACAUCCCGAACAAGAAGCACUUUGGCGCGCAAACUGCUUUUCAGGAAAUAUGAUGGCGAUGCAUGCCCGACCCCACCUUCGUCGCCUACCGAAGGACUUUCAGUCGAUUUAGGUGCUGGAAAUUGUUUUGCGCCUUGGAGAAAUGAUUCGGUGUUGCGGUUGGAAUACGAUGAGGUCAUACUCAAUCGUCGGCAUCAGUCCUUCCCUUUCCCGGUUUCCCCGCUCGACCUCAUUCCGGGUGUCGCGACCGAUGCUUUCACGCCAAUACCCUUUGAGGUUGUGAACUACUUCGAUGAUGUCUUGCCAAGGGAGCUCCGGGUACAAGUUUUGCUUUCACUAAUUGCCAUACACGAAAUGGACCUAGCACGCGCUAUCCGGGAUGAUCAAUGGACUGCUGUUAAAGCAUCUUCGUCUAGAAACAAGUGGGUCGGACGCGACAAAGCCCUUCGUGACCUCGUUCGAUUCAGCCGGGUCUCCAAAAGCUGGCGAUCACUUGUAUUUGACGGUCAAAUUUGGCGCAACUUCGAUCUGCACGCGUUUCCCAUUCUACCUAGCUCGCUUCUCCUCCAAAUUGCUCAGUCUGCGGGGAGCUUUAUCCGCCAGGUCAACCUUGCCGGUCAUGUCUCGCUUAGUUCGGGCACCCUUAUCGAGGUCACAGACAAUCUCUCCUCGCUUUCUGUCCGUUCUGGCUCUUUGCCGUUCACUUUCAUCACCGGACUGAACUUGCUGGGCUGUUCAUCUAUAACCACGCGUUCAUUACACCACCUUCUCAUCCAAUCGCGGUCUCUGGAGAGACUUUGCCUGAAGGGCCUUUCGGCGGUGACGAACACGACAUGCGAGAUCAUCGGAAUUUACUGUCCGAAGUUGACCACGCUGGAUCUCGGGCGGUGUAUGAAUAUUGACGCGAGUGGUAUUCGCAACCUUGCUGCUACUUUUGUUCUGCGUGGAGAGUAUAUGGCGGUAAAAGAACUUCGUCUUUCUGGGCUCAAACAUGUGGAUGACAGUUCUAUGGCGACUCUCGGGCGGGCAGCACCGUUUCUUGAAGUGCUUGAUCUGAGUUAUAGUCGCGGAUUGCACAACACUGCAAUCGAGGCUUUGGUGGCGUGUCGCGAUGAAGACAAGGAGGAUUUGGCGCACGGAAUCAAGAUCGUGACUCUCAAUGCUCGAGAGGUUGGCAGAACCACCGACGAAGCUACUCAUUUCCGUCGACGCGUCACGAGACUUCGUCAUUUGAUCUUAUCGUCGUGCAUCCUCCUCACCGAUGUAGUGUGCUCUCAUCUUGCAUUUGCCGUCCCCAAAUUGGAGUUUUUAGAGCUGGCGGGAAUUGGCAGCAGCAUUGAAGACGACGGGUUGAUCAGACUUUUGAACACGACUCCGUUGUUGAGGAGAUUGGACCUGGAAGACGCGUCAUCAAUCACUGAUGCGGUCCUGACUGCGCUUACACCACCGUUGGACGAAGAAGAGGAGGGGGAAGGCGAUGUUGUCCUAUCGCCUUUGGAACAUCUCGUUGUUUCUGGCGCCAUGGAACUCACUGACGAUGCUUUCCUUUCCCUGAUCCGUGGCUGCAAGCGACUUCGUGUCCUCGAAGCCGACAAUACCCACAUGGGGCCCAUUGUCAUGAAGACUUUUGUCCGGACGAUUCGUCAGCGCGAACUGAGCAACGCCAAACUAGUUGCCGUGGAUUGCCGUGGAUUUGGGGAGCCUUUACUGAGGGAACUCUCCCCUGCGACGCGACCCAGAUUGGGCUGGGUAUCAUAUGGUGCCAAGGAAUUGGGUUACCUUGAUGCUAGGGACGGGCAAACAGAGGACAUCAAGGCCGGCCACGGGCAGGAUGAGCUGGACGAGAAGCGGGUGGUGGUCAAGACUUUCUAUGGCUGGCAGACGGUGAAUGCCGUCCAAGCUUCGAGAGAGAAGCGGCGGAAAUCGCGAACGAGAAGGACGGCACACGAGAGUUUUGACGGAGACGAGGAAGAAGUCGGCCCCAGUCGCGUGGUUGGCACGCGUUGGUGGUCGCCUGGAGGGAGGAGGUCGCCAGCUGCUGCUGAGAAUGGGGAGGGAGUCGCAUCGGCCUUCCGUCUACCACCACACAUGUCUGUCGAACCAAGCACUCCAGCGCUCGUCGAGUACAAAGGCAACUGCCACUGCGGGGCAUUCAAAUUCUCGUUCAAGGCUCCCGAGAUCACCAAAGCUACAGAAUGCGAUUGUAGCAUUUGUUCCAAGAAAAGCUAUCUCUGGUAUCGUCUCGGCCAAGAAACACUGUUUGUUAUCGAAAAGGGCGACGAGAACACAACACUCGCGAGCUACGAAUUCGCUGAUAAGAGGAUUGCGCAUAAGUUCUGUCCUACAUGCGGCACAGCGGUCUUGGCCCGUCUCUCUGCUGCAAACGGCAACGGUGUCCUCGUCAAUCUUCGAGCUAUUCAGAACCUCGAUCUCUGGUCUCUCCAGCCGAGCGACUCAUUCAAAGGCUCCGAACUAGGCACCGCAUACCAACCCCCACCGCCAGUCAGUCCUGCGAACCCAGUUUCCGAAGAUAGAGCCCUCUACCACGGCAACUGUCAUUGCGGCUCCGUUGCAUAUGUGCUGGCCCACCCAGCCAAGGUCACUGCCGCCCGCACAUGCAACUGCAGCAUCUGCGCCCGGAACGGCGCGGUGUGGAUUUACCCGCAGACAGACGACAUCACCUUCCGUGGCGCCGACGAGUUUAUCACUGAAUACGCUUUUGGGAAACGUGGGGUAUUCCAUGGAUUUUGCAAAGUCUGUGGGGUCCCUAUUUACGCCCGCUUCGUUGGACUGGAUGCCAAAGGCCUCGAUCGAGGUUUCCAUCGGGCACUCAAUCUGCGCAAUGUGAGCAAUGAGGAGCUCAAUUUGAAGGACUUGGAGUAUGACUUGUUUGAUGGCCGUGCGUUGUUAUCGCCUCUAUAUGAGGUGCCUGCGUAA